This is a messenger RNA of Pomacea canaliculata, 5393 nucleotides long. RefSeq names its product neuronal calcium sensor 1-like. Gene Ontology annotation, molecular function: calcium ion binding; calcium sensitive guanylate cyclase activator activity. The record is from RefSeq and is a predicted model, not a curated record. NCBI's taxonomy places the organism in Eukaryota, Metazoa, Mollusca, Gastropoda, Architaenioglossa, Ampullariidae.
GGAUGGGGAAGUCGGGGAAGAUCGGGGACAAGAGAAAAGCGCGUUUUUCGUCUGGUCUGUAACGGGUUCCGCGCUACAUUUCGGGGAUAACCGGCGCCUUGAUCCGGACAUGGCAGCCCUUCACAACGUUCCCUCAGUUCGUCUGUCAUGAACAGCGCCUUGUACUUGCACACCAUCGCCGACGCGCGUGGAUUUUUUUUUCUUCCUCACUCCUUCUCCUCCAAACCUCCAUCUCCAACCGCCCCACAACCGCGCGUGCGGCCAGAAAGAUCCCUGGCGCGUUGCAGGAAGGUUAGGGGGGAAGAGAGGGAGGGUGGAGCAUGAAGAGGUAAAGUGGAUCUGGGGGGAAGGAGGAGGUCGGUGAAUGAGGGAAGGGCCUCUUGUAGUUUCCUGCAAACUUGGCAGGCCUGUAGCUCGGUGACCACAACAGAGGCAGAUCGUCUCUCUCACUCUCUCUGUGCGUAUCUCAUCCACCUCAUCACAGGAGAGAGAAACUUCGGGAGUUCUUCGCACCCUAUAAAGGAAGAGUGUUCACGUUCGAGACCAACAUUUUGUGUUUUAAAAAAAUUUAAAGUAAAAAAAGUGUUUCUGGGAGUUGGAAAGUUGUGAAGGUGCUUCUUCAAGAGCGGCGGCUGGUCCGUCGUUGGUGUUCACAGUGGUGUAGGUGUACUGGGGCGCGCUUGAACUGUGAAAGGAAAGUUUGUUUCCUCAAAAAAAGGGAUACUUUUGAAGGAAGGAAAAAAAGGGCGAGGAAAGUUGCGGUGUGAAGGGAAGCCAAUGAUGCGAGUGGUGUGUUUAUGGCACGAUGGGGAAACGAAACAGCAAGUUAAAGCCUGAGGAAAUAGACGGUUUGAAGAAGACCACUUACUUUUCUGAAGGCGAAAUCAAACAGUGGUACAAGGGCUUCAUGAAGGAUUGUCCAGAUGGGAAGCUGACACUUGAGGGUUUCACCAAGAUCUAUCAGCAGUUCUUUCCCUUCGGCGAUCCUAGCAAAUUUGCAUCCUUCGUCUUCAACGUGUUUGACGAAAACAAGGAUGGCUUUAUCGAAUUCCACGAGUUUCUGCAGGCGUUGUCUGUGACGUCACGAGGAAACGUGGAAGAGAAGUUAAAAUGGGCGUUUAAGCUGUACGACCUCGACAAUGACGGGUUCAUCACAAAGCAAGAACUGCUGGACAUUGUGGAGGCCAUCUAUCGCAUGGUGGGCGAAACUGUGAACCUGCCAGAGGAAGAAAACACACCUGAAAAACGAGUCAACAGGAUAUUCUCUGUGAUGGACAAGAAUCGCGAUGACAAGCUGACAUUCGAGGAGUUUCUGGAAGGUUCCAAAGAGGACCCCACCAUUAUCCAGGCCUUGACCCUGUGCGACGCCAGCCGCUGAAAACUGUCACGUGACUGGAAGUGAGCCUCAAGCUCGCGUGACUUUGGUCCUGGCACGACAAGAACUUUCCUCUUUUGCAUAAUCAUUACAAUCUCUCUAUUCGUUUGUCUGUUUGUCUCUGUCUUGCCCUUAUCCCUCUCUCUCUCUUUCUCUAGACUCUCUUUUUUUCUUUGUGUGUAAAAACUUAUAACAGCUGACAAAAAAUGUCAGUAUUGUCUUUCUUAAUUUUAAAUACCUCCAUACUUUACUCAUCUAAAGUGUCAUGUAAAUAUGUUCUUGUUUGUGAGGAAUGUUUUGCUUCAAACUGCCUCGAACCAUGAUUUUUGUUUUUAAAAAAACCUGACGGAUCAUAAGUAAUAUACCAUCAUCUUUUUGUUUUGUUUUGUUACUCAUCACAUAGUCUCUGACAUUUUCCUCCACGGAUGUCAAAGCAAGCAUGUACGAUGAACUUCUAUGAACUGACCGACUGAUGGCUUGACUAAGACAGUGUGUAGUGACAUGCGCAAGCGAAAAAGGUUUGAUGAAAAAGUUCUUGAUGACAAAAGCCUGCAGUCCUUUCUGAUCUUCUUCUGCAUCGUUCGUAGCUUGUAGCAUCCCUCUGUUCGGUGCGAACCGACACCGGUGAACACGUGUCUUGUUACAUCACAGCACCGCGCACAAACACAUUUUGGAACGUCACCGCGUUACGCACAACCACUAGUCUCAGAGCUGGCGAGGUUAGCGGCUUUUCUGGGUAGAUGUGUGCUUGAAGCCUUUAAUUUUAUUUAAUUUGAUGGGGUUUAAAGGCAAUGCUGUUGGAAAACUGGGCACUGCCGCUUGUAGUAAGCUUCCAACUAUUUAUUGCUGCUUUCAAAAGAAGCACAUAGACACCGAACCAAAGAAUUGAUCCUACAGAAUGUGAUUCGACAUCUUUUUUACCUGGGUGUGCCCCUAGACAAACAUUUUCCUUUUACGGGAACUGAAUAAAACCUUUCAGUGAACAUGGAACCACGAGCAAGUUAGAGAAAGGAGAUUAAAAUAUAAAACAGGUUUACCUCCUUGCUUUUUUUUUAAAUGACUGAAUGGGACUAGUAACAGAAAUCCCCAUUUUCGUACUUUCCAAUUAUCAUUAUAUUAUGCGCGGCGUUGGUUUUGAAUGCUGGGAUUAUUCCUUCCUCUGACAGCUGAUAGAAGAUUUACGGGAUUAAUAGCAGAGCACAUGAUUUCAUCUCGCGUAGAUAUUAAUAAACAGAUUUACGGUAUUGUUAAUUUGGUUCAGCAUUGGCUCGUUGAUGAAAGCAGUGCACCAGUAAAAUCAGGGUUCUACCAAUACUUAAAGAAAAAAUGACAUUCAACUUUUUGAAACCUUUUAUAGUCUUCAAUAAUACGACAGAAAUCAAGUUUACUUUACCGUACAAGAAAAUUAAUUUCUGUUCUCGAUGUAGUGCGUUUUUUCCAGGUUUGGGUUGCAUGUGAGCUCCUGCAUAUAAGUCAGUCAAGCGCAGGGUUGACUUAAGUUUGCUCUGAACAUCGACUUGCUACUUCAUCUCGGUGAGUUGAGACUCAUUUUCAAGACCACUCGUGCACACCAAGUAACAAUGAUGUUUGAAAGUCCGGCUUAAGACCUCACAUGCAGCCAAUCAUGGGGUUGGAGAACUUUUGCAACCCUUUGUCAAUCUUUAAAGCUAGAAAACUUGAUUAAUUUUGGGUUCAUCUUAGCUUCACUUCUUCAUCCCCAAAGCUUUGUAAAGGCUGACUUUUCAGUUCCUAAACAUUGUGGACUAGACUAUAAACUACAUUAUUCUCUAACCCCACCUAACUCACCACCAGCAUUAGUUUAGCAGGCUGUUUCCUGGUUGUCUACGCUUGUCACUUGAUGGAAUUGGCUUGCAGAGACUUUUGACAAAUAUAUCUUGCAGAUAAAAAUCCAUCAACUUUUUCACAAUAUGAACAGUAGCUUCCUCUUCAUUCCCUUGAAAGACUGAUGUCGGUUUUGGUUCAAUCAACAAGGGUGGUUUGCAUGAGCCUUCGUACCUCAGCCCCAUUCAUAAAAAUAUAAUUUAUACUGCUUAAUCACGAAUUUCCAUACAAUGUGGGUCCGUUAGGCGUGUGGGUUAAAAAGCUUUUACAAGAUACCCUUAGUUACAGCACAAAGACUUUCCUCUGACACACCUCAACAUUGAUGUUUUUAUUUAUACUUAAAGGCUUACUCGAGUGCAAAUUAUAUUCCAAUGACUGAGUGUAGUUUAUAUAAAGACAUUAAUUCCCGAAAUCUGAGCAAAAUUUUAUUUUUUGCCCACAAGCGUUUGAGCAUCACAGUUUUCACUUGGGUUUUGGAAAGAGUUUAAGACCUCGUUUCCGUGACGUCACAAAUGUGUCGAUCCCCUGAUUGGACGACGCAUUUUCUUAAAGCAAAUGCUCAAAGCUGUCGCUGUUAGUUGCAUCCGGACGCACCCAGGAUGGGUUACGUAGCUGAACACAGCAAUCAUCAUAUUGUUCGUCGUGUUGCCGGAAUGUUCUACUGCGGUUAUCUCUACAGAUGUUGAUAAGCAAGUCAUUUUUACUGGAUACUAAGGUAUGUGUGCAAGUUGCCCACAAAUAAUUUAAAAUUUAAAUUAUUGAAAUUAAAACUAAAAAGCCGUCACUACAUCCGCUGUAUGUUUAAGUUAUUUUGUUCUAUUAUUGGAUCCGAUCCCCUUCUCUUCCUUAUGUAGGUCGUUCUUGAAAACCAGAUUGUGCUAUGAAAUAAGAAACUUGUUCAUUUCCGUUACAGAGUAAACAUAUUUACUUUUAGUGGGGGUCAAAGCUGUCUGCUUCAUUUCCUUUAAUUUUUCACCAAAAGACCGAUAAGAGCAAGAUGAACACUAUUCACCAGCUUACUUUCAUUGCUCAGUUUGGUUGCUCUUCUUCCUUUGGUGUAUCAUAUACAUGACUAUACUGCUCAAAGACUGUACACUUGUAUUACAUCACCUGUUCGUACUGGGGAAAAAACAUUUAGUCCUGGUGUGAUUGAGUGUUCAUAAAAAUUGUCCAGUAAUGAAAGCGCCGGGACAGCCCCUUCACUCUUGAGAAAGCCACACUUGUAUAUGAAAAAAGAUGCGAAUUCGUAGUGUAAUCCUUCGACCAGGACUGUCAAUUCUUUUCCAACAUGAUGUAUCAUGCAUGCUUGCUUAACAAUAUAUCUCUGUGGAGGAUGAUUACCUGUCAGCAUUGAUGAUGAAGCUCAGCGAACUCGAGCAUCUAUUGGGAAACUUGAGUCAACCGAUAGAAGUUCGCACAGUGUACAAACAUAAUUUUUUUAAAGAACUUACUCAACAUUUGUGUGUGUGUCAAAAAUAAGUUCUGCCUUUGAUUGUUAAUCGUGAACCCAUGGAAGUAAAAUUUCAAAGUCCUUAGAUAUUUAUCUAUUUCAUUCCCCAGUACUUGAGUAAAAUAUUUUCGAAAUAGCUGAAAUCUUGGUAGAAGGAAAACUAAAUCUCUACACUCAAGAUGAGAAAUGAACUCACUGGAGCUUUUCACGUGUAUCAACACGACUUCUUCAGCAACUAGAAGCUAAGUCAGUGGUGUUCAGUGUGCACGACCCUGAAAUGACUGCAAGUCCAGCUGUUGGUCAUCAGCAAACAAUCAGGUUCUACUGAAAUCGGCAUUUCUGUGAGUCAGAAUUCACUUUAAAUGUUUCAUGAAAUUUAUCAUUCAAAAUGCCAAGACUUUAGGCGGUGGUGGGGUUGGGUGGGAAAUUUGCUUGGCUGCUUCGGCGAUUCGAAGUUAAGAGACUUUUUUUCCCUCGAGUCGCUCUUGAUUUGCAGGCAUGUCGACAAAGAAAUAAAAAUAUCUGCUCAGUUGAUUUAUUUUCCAGGCCGUCCACAGGUGUUUUUUGUUUGUGUUCCACGUGUCCAUCUCGUCAUCCAUGUGUGCGAUUUGCAUCCUUGUCGAUCACAAGAACGUUACCAUAUGGCAUAUCUGUAUGUAAGUGUGAUAUGUUCCCAAUUUUUCGCUUCAUUUAUUCAGCUGCCAAUAAACAUUUACGGUGACCAAA